Messenger RNA from Parastagonospora nodorum SN15, 1926 nucleotides. RefSeq lists its product as hypothetical. The transcript is spliced from 2 exons. The coding region runs from base 1 to 1926 and encodes 641 amino acids. The record is from RefSeq and is a predicted model, not a curated record. NCBI's taxonomy places the organism in Eukaryota, Fungi, Ascomycota, Dothideomycetes, Pleosporales, Phaeosphaeriaceae.
AUGUUUACCUGGAUUACUGGCCCCCGCAUCACCAACGUGCGCACCGAAAAGACCCUAUGUUCCGCCCGUGUGCUCAUUGAUUGUGUAGAGAACAACUACGAGUCCACCUUUCUCGAACCGCCCGAGACUCCGGCGCACCAGUUCGCCGUGAACGCGUUUAAACAUGCAUUGUUCGGUACCCCAGCGCCCGAAGACGCCAGUAACCCUUCCAAGCGGAACGACAAGAAGGCGAAGAUAGACGCAGCAAACGCAAAGAAUAUCGUCAUUACUCCGCCGCCUGACGAUGGCCCACUCCUAUCGCCCUCGAAGCAGCCCGGAGGCAUACUCAUGACACCCGGUACUGCAAGUAAAGGAAGGAAGACAGUGUCGUUUGGGUCCCAUGUUGUGGACAAUGAAGGCAAACGCGGAAACAUUGGAAAGAGUGGUAUCCCGAAUGACUGUCCGGGGAAGUUCCCCAGUCCUUGGACACCAGGCACGCAACUGAAGUUGGAGCCAGGAAGCGACAAGCGACCACGCACAAAAUUCACCGAAGCGCUGCUGGACGCACGAACUACCACGCAGCCAAAGUCUGGUCAGAAACCAAAAGCAAAGGACGAUAGCGAUAUAACGAUUGAUCUGGGAGCGCCACGGUCUGAGUCUGGAAAGUACUGGAAGGAGCAGUACGAAAGCUAUGCCGAGAGGAGUGAGAAGGAGAUGAAGAAGGUCAUUGCGAAACAACAGCUGGCCAAGAAGUUUGCUAUGAAGAAAGACAGCGAAGUCACCGAGUUGACUACCAAGUUUGAGCAGGAACGUAAGAAGUUCAGGCAACGGGAACGAGAGCUGGAGCAACAAAACCAGGAUUUCCAGGACAGGCUGAGUCAAGCUGUGGCGGACAACACGUCCGCGACCAUGGAGAUUGCCGCACUUAAAUGCCGCAUCGCGGUACUAGAGCGAUCUUCAUCCGACUCCAUGCAGGAUAAGCCACCAUUCCAGAUAUUCGAGGAUCCGAGCAAGGACGCAAUUCGAGCUACGGCUGGACAACAGCGGGGUGACGAAGCAUCGUUCGCGCCAUCGGUCAGUAUGGCGUCUUCUGGUAAGGAGAACCACUCCCCUAAGCCCCGGCGCCAGCAUCGCCAGAGCGUGCCAGAUAGAUCUGCCCAACGGGUCACUCAACCAAGAUUUGGGACGUCGCAAGGCGAGGUGUCAAUUGUUCUAGGAAGAUCUCCAAUGGCGCCAGCAAAGCCUGAUGAGCAAUCACCAGAUGUAAUACCAGCGUUCAUCGCAUCAGAGCAGAUACCGAGGUCACCACUGCAAGCGCGAAAGACCGAGCCAGCGAAAGAAAAUUACGCGCCAAAUUCGCCAGAUGCAGUGCUGCCGUCAAGUCCCCUGCCCAUGCCAUCUCCUGGUAUCGAUCCGUGGAUGGACCUGAACAACGAGAGCUCGAUACAACCUGUUGACAAGAUGGCAAUGCCAAACUAUUCUAGCAAACCUUUCUCGAGACCAGAAUGGGAACCAGCACCAAAGAGUCAACGUGCUACGAAGCCAACAUCGCAGACCAAGCACGCAGCGCCACCAAAGCUCGAAGAUCGAAGAACCGAGAAGCUUGCCGCGUCUGAGGUCAAAGCAGAUCUCUCGACUGGUCAUUCUCGACCCAUAAGAGCUGCGCGCGACGUCCAAGAUCGACCAAGUGCUGCUACCUCAAGCGACAACCAUUGCAUCAAUGAAGUCAAGAAGACAAAUGUCGUAGUUCCGAAAAAGACUGAUGCAGUCACGAACCACUCACCAACAGAUCCAAAGUUUGACCUAUCGAAGAUUACUGCACACCAUGCAGAAGGAUCGUCGCUGGUGAAGAAGGAUCGAGCUGAAAUACUUCCAUUAGACAGGAAAGAGCAAGCAAGGAAGCGGCUUGAGGAGCGGAAGAGGCUGAGGAAAAAUGCCCCCUCCUAA